This is a messenger RNA of Cylas formicarius (sweet potato weevil), 1551 nucleotides long. It is a transcript of the gene Coq2, whose product is annotated as 4-hydroxybenzoate polyprenyltransferase, mitochondrial. The transcript has a single exon. The coding region runs from base 461 to 1483 and encodes 340 amino acids. Gene Ontology annotation, cellular component: mitochondrial inner membrane. The record is from RefSeq and is a predicted model, not a curated record. Lineage: Eukaryota; Metazoa; Arthropoda; Insecta; Coleoptera; Brentidae. Gene Ontology annotation, biological process: ubiquinone biosynthetic process.
GCUAGCGGCAUUUUUGCGCCAGUAUUUUUAAAAAAUAUACCUAAAUCAUGUUUUGAGAAAAUGAUUUAAUGAUUAAUGAUUUAGAAAGAAAAUGGCGGCAAGCGCAGGUUAGUGGGUGAAACGUAGAGACAUGACAUGACAUGACAUGAGUGGAAAUAUCUGCAUCAAUUUUUACCGAAAUAGGGCCUCUAUAUUAUCUAAUAACUAUCUGGUAUUACCAAUUUUGCGAUAACAAUUUUGGCGGCAUCUAUCGUUGACGAUUCCAAACACAUUUUCUGUUCUAUGAAGCUAACCUUCAAAUAAGCGAAUGCAAGUUUUAAAUGUAAUUUGAAAACCGAUUAAAUCGUUGAUACGAAAUGGUCCUUAUAGCAAAGAAACCAACUUGAAAUAAAAAUACUUGUUUUUGGAGACCUGUUAAUGCGUCACAAAGUAGUCGACCUAUUAUGUUUUAGGUUGGUGCAUGAUGUUGAGGAAAUGUUCGCUGCGAAACUUGAAUUACGUAAUUUGGGGUUACCGAAUGAUACACCGAUGCAAAGCGUCUUUAACCAACUUGCACACGCGUCAAGACGAGCCCAAAUUAGCGGCCCGGCUAGUCGACAACGCGCCUCAAAAAAUCAAGCCAUAUUUAAAGCUCAUCCGUCUCGACAAACCGACUGGAACUUGGCUCCUGUUUUGGCCUUGCAGCUGGGGCAUAGCGUCCGCCGCGAUCCCUGGCUGCUUCCCUGAUCCAUACAUGCUUGUUCUAUUCGGCACCGGGGCGCUGAUCAUGCGAGGGGCUGGUUGCACUAUUAAUGACAUGUGGGAUCGGGACAUUGACUCUAAAGUUCAACGCACCCGAGAUCGACCGCUAGUGAACAAUGAUGUUACUCUGAAGCAGUCAUUUAUUUUUUUAGGAGGCCAACUUAGUUUGGGUCUCGGGGUACUUCUCCAGCUAAACUGGUACAGCGUAUUCUUGGGUGCCAGUUCCCUAGUCCUGGUGGCCACAUAUCCUUUGAUGAAGAGGUACACGUACUGGCCCCAGCUUAUGCUCGGAUUCACAUUCAAUUGGGGGGCGCUCCUGGGAUACAGUGCAGUGAAAGGUUAUCUGGACGCUAGUUGUGUCCCGCUUUAUCUUGCCGGAGUAUGCUGGACGAUUGUCUACGAUACCAUUUACGCCCACCAGGACAAAACGGAGGAUCUGCGGAUCGGGAUAAAAUCGACAGCCAUCAAAUUUGACCAGCACACCAAAGAGUGGCUGAGUGGUUUCUCCGCGACGAUGGUAGCGAAUUUACUGUUGUCCGGCUAUCUAGCCGCCCAGACUUGGCCCUAUUAUGCCGCUGUGGGCGUCGCCGCUAGUCAUUUGGCUCAUCAGAUCGCCACUUUGGAUGUUGCUAGCGUCAAAGACUGUUCGCAAAAGUUCGCGUCAAGUGCCAGGAUUGGUUCUUUCUUGUUUGCCGGUAUCGUGUUGGGCAAUUUGCUCAAAGCCAGCGCCCAAAGCUUCUAGUUCCCCGUUUGUUUGUGAUAUUGUAUGCCAAAAUAAAUUAUUGCGCAAGUUGUUUUUGUUUGAAAUCU